AUUUAACGCUAGAUUCCUGUCAACAUCCAUGUCUGACAGGCAUUAGCUGGGCAGCGUUAGCAACAGCUAGCUCCGAGGACUGUGAUAUUUCAGUAGUUUUACGUUUGGUGACUGAAUUGCUGAGAAAACGUCAUCAUGUCUCAGGUGGAGAAGAAGGCAGGGUUACUGAGGAGAACGUCAUCCUCAAAAAAACCCUUGAAAGAGAAGGUGGUGCUGAUGUAUGAUGAGAUUUUUGCAAAGGAGGACCCUGCCAAAAACAACCCUCGCUUCUGGGAUGAACUGUUUCUUAUGAAGGUGAACUUGGAGUACCUGGAGUCCAAGUUGGAGAGUGUAGAUGGGGAGGAGGUUCAGCGUAUCCAGGACAACAUCAACUCUCUGUUCCACCACUGUGUUCAGGCUCUAGCAGAGGAGCACCAGAUCAAAGUGGUCAAUGCCCUGCAGACUCUCUGUGCACUUUUCCGAGGGGUUCACCAGAAGAACAAGUCAGCAUCGGGCUUUGACAUCAUCAACAUGCUCAUGGGGUUUGACAAGGCUGAGCAAAGAAUGAAGGACUUGAUGGAGAGACUGGACGGCCUCCUUUGCGGAGACGGGUCAGAGAGUCUGAAGAGCCUUUGUCUCAAACUGCUGCUGUGUCUGGUGACGGUAACGGACAAUAUUAGUCAGAACACCAUACUGGAAUAUGUGAUGAUCAACAGCAUCUUUGAAGCCAUUCUGCAGAUUCUGUCAGAUGUGUCCAGCAGAGGGCAGCAUGGUUAUGAUGCUGUGGUCCUUUUGGCCCUUUUGGUCAACUACAGGAAAUAUGAGUCUGUGAAUCCAUACAUCGUGAAACUCUCCAUUGUGGACGAUGAGCCAACACUGGAUGGUAUGGGUAUGGUCGUCCACCAAGCGCUGACAGAAUAUAACAGGCAGUACAAGGACAAAGAGGAGGAGCACCAGGGCGGGUUCUUCUCUACCCUCACUAGUAUGGUGGGCAACAUGUUUAUAGCAGAUGCCGAUGAAAAGCUCUCUGUACAGACCAAUGAGGCCAUUCUGCUGGCACUGUACGAGGCCGUGCACCUAAACCGCAACUUCAUCACUGUAUUAGCACAGAGCCACCCUGAGAUUGACAUUGCGGUCACACCUAUCACCCCUACUCCAACAACACCCACAACACCGCUCGGCACAACGCCGCCUUCCCUAGACAUGAUGAACAACCCAGAACUGCCUCUGGAUCCCAACCUGCAGACCAGCAACCUUCUCAUCACCUUCCUCAAGUACGCCUCUAUUGUAAUGCAGGAUACAAAAGACGAACACCGACUCAACAGUGCCAGAUUGUGCCUAAUCAUCCUCACCUGCAUAGCAGAGGACCAGUACGCUGAUGCCUUCCUUCAUGACGACAACAUGAAUUUUAGAGUCAAUCUCCACAGAAUGCCCAUGAGGCACAGAAAAAAAGCAGUGGACAAGAACAUCCCUUCACGGCCGCUGGUGUGUGCUGUUCUAGAUCUGAUGGUGGAGUUUAUUGUCACUCAUAUGAUGAAGGAUUUCCCCAUGGAUUUAUAUUUGCGCUGCGUACAGAUCAUCCACAAACUCCUCUGCUACCAGAAGAAAUGCAGAAUCAGGUUACAUUACACCUGGAGAGAGCUUUGGUCAGCUCUCAUCAACCUGCUCAAGUUCCUGCUGUCAAAUGAGACCACACUGCUGUCCAAGCACAACAUCUUUCAUCUCGCUUUACUGGUAGUGAACCUGUUCAACAUGUUCAUAACGUACGGCGACACGUUUCUUCCUACGUCCAACAGCUACGACGAAUUGUACUACGAAAUCGUACGAAUGCACCAGGUCUUUGACAACCUCUACUGUAUGGUUCUGAGAGUAUCGACCAACACAGGCCAGUGGAAGGAGGCAGCCAGUAAAGUCACACACGCCCUUGUCAACGUUCGGGCCAUCAUCAACCAUUUUAACCCUAAGAUCGAGUCAUACGCUGCCGUGAACCACAUCUCCCAGCUGUCAGAAGAACAGGUGUUGGAGGUGGUGCGGUCCAACUACGACACACUGACCCUCAAACUACAGGAUGGGUUGGACCAGUUUGAGAGAUACUCUGAGCAGCCGAAAGAGGCGGCUUUCUUCAAGGAGCUGGUGCGCUCCAUCAGUCUGAAUGUGAGGAAGAAUGUCUCUCUGAACACGCUGAGUCAGGACAUCCUGCUCAAAGAGUUCUCCACCAUCUCCUGAGACACACACACACACGCACACACAUACACACGCACACACACACACACACACACACACACACACACGCACACACACACACACACACACACACACACACACACACACACACACACACAUACACACGCACACACACACACACACACACACACACACACACACACACACACACACACAUACACACGCACACACACACACACACACACACACACACACACACACACACACACACACACACCAGGCCUUCUCCUCCCUCCUGUUGGACAUACACAGUACAUGUUUUUGUGCAUGUGGACUCACAGUUUCACACAUAACACCACAAACACCAACCAGUACAAUCGCUGAUUCAUCUCGACUCCACUUCCUCCUCCUCCUCCUCUUCUUCUCUGUCUCCUGUGAACUGGGGGCGACGGAGACUUCUCCCACAGAGACGGACACACUCACAGGCUUGGAUGCACCUUACAACUCUCCAGACUUUGCUCCCUUUGUGGUCGUUUAUGUGUGUGUGAUUUUAAGGAAGUGCCCGUAUUGAACUGGUUCUUCGUGUGCAAUCUGCAGUAUUGGCCAGACUGUUAACUGACACAUGAAAGUUUGGAUUUAAGAUGUUAAAAAAAACAAGUAUUUUUAACCCAUUAUGUUCAUCUCCACUCUCUCUCUCUCUCUCUCUCUCUCUCUCUCUCUCUCUCUCUCUCUCUCUCUCUCUCUCUCUCUCUGUUGUAAGUAGCUUCUGAUGUCAAACUGACCACAGUACAAGAUGAUCUCUUAUAUAUCUCUUCAGUAAUGAUUUCAGACAGUUUGGGCUUCGAGUGUAUCAUUAUGUUCUUUCUAACAUUGGUAAAAGUGACCCUGAGCCUUUUUUUUUUUUUUUUUUUUUUUUUUUGAAUCUUACCGGACUAGAGCAUUAACUAACUCGUCAAAUCUGAACAACUUUCUUUGUGUCUGAAUGCUUCUCUUGUGUGAAUGUUUAUUCUCUGCAAGUAUUUUGUAUUUCCACAUUUGCUAAAGGUUAGAACAUUUUGACCAGUAACGAAGUUGAACAUGCUUCUGAAGUGAUUAAAACAUUUUUGUUUUUGAACAAAGCCACGACUAAUCUUCACUACUGUUCGGCACACAAGACACUUUCUCCACUAGUUGAACUAAUUCAUCUGGAUGUGUUGAAGUGAAUGGUUUGUUUUUAGAGGGUAAGUGUUCAGAUAAUGAUUCCUAAAGGUUAUUAAUGCUGUUGUAUCUCUGGCACAUGUUACGUCAGUUA
Scomber japonicus (chub mackerel) is the source of this 3454-nucleotide messenger RNA. It is a transcript of the gene armh3, whose product is annotated as armadillo like helical domain containing 3. Gene Ontology annotation, biological process: regulation of Golgi organization. The record is from RefSeq and is a predicted model, not a curated record. NCBI's taxonomy places the organism in Eukaryota, Metazoa, Chordata, Actinopteri, Scombriformes, Scombridae. The coding region runs from base 136 to 2205 and encodes 689 amino acids. Gene Ontology annotation, cellular component: cytosol. The transcript has 26 exons.